This is a messenger RNA of Lampris incognitus (smalleye Pacific opah), 2604 nucleotides long. RefSeq names its product protein kinase, cAMP-dependent, catalytic, beta b (gene prkacbb). The coding region runs from base 79 to 1134 and encodes 351 amino acids. Gene Ontology annotation, cellular component: nucleus; cAMP-dependent protein kinase complex. Lineage: Eukaryota; Metazoa; Chordata; Actinopteri; Lampriformes; Lampridae. Gene Ontology annotation, molecular function: ATP binding; cAMP-dependent protein kinase activity. Gene Ontology annotation, biological process: peptidyl-serine phosphorylation. The transcript is spliced from 10 exons. The record is from RefSeq and is a predicted model, not a curated record.
GGGGAGGAGAGUACCAACAACAUCAGCUGCGGUAAGGUUAGCUAGCCGCCGUCUCGCCCGCCGUCUUCCGCACACACGAUGGGGAACGCUGCCACCGCCAAGAAGGGCAACGAGCUUGAGAGCGUAAAAGAAUUUCUAGCCAAAGCCAAAGAAGACUUUUUACGGAAAUGGGAAUGUCCGCCACAUAGCACAGUUGGCCUGCUUGACUUUGACAGAUUAAAAACCUUGGGCACAGGCUCGUUCGGAAGAGUCAUGCUGGUGAAACACAAAGGAACAGGACAAUACUUCGCCAUGAAAAUACUGGAUAAGCAAAAGGUGGUGAAACUCAAGCAAAUAGAGCAUACAUUGAACGAGAAACGAAUACUACAGGCUGUGAGCUUUCCCUUUCUCGUCAAACUUGAAUAUGCGUUCAAGGACAACUCCAAUUUGUAUAUGGUGAUGGAGUAUGUUCCCGGAGGAGAAAUGUUCUCUCAUCUCAGACGAAUUGGAAGGUUCAGUGAACCACAUGCUCGUUUCUAUGCUGCCCAGAUAGUGCUGACAUUCGAGUACCUCCAUUCAUUAGACCUUAUCUACAGAGAUCUGAAACCGGAGAACCUGCUCAUCGACCAUCAUGGUUACAUUCAGGUGACCGACUUUGGGUUUGCCAAGAGGGUGAAAGGCAGGACUUGGACGUUGUGUGGGACACCAGAGUACCUGGCGCCAGAGAUUAUUCUCAGCAAAGGUUAUAACAAAGCUGUGGACUGGUGGGCCCUAGGGGUCCUUAUCUACGAGAUGGCAGCUGGCUACCCUCCGUUCUUUGCAGAUCAACCCAUCCAGAUCUAUGAGAAGAUUGUAUCUGGAAAGGUACGAUUCCCCUCCCACUUUAGCUCGGACUUGAAAGACCUUUUGAGAAACCUGCUGCAGGUGGACCUCACCAAACGCUAUGGCAACCUGAAGAACGGAGUCAAUGACAUCAAGGGCCAUAAGUGGUUCGCCACAACGGACUGGAUUGCCAUCUACGAAAGAAAGGUGGAAGCCCCGUUCAUACCAAAGUGCAGAGGCCCGGGGGACACCAGCAAUUUCGAUGACUACGAAGAGGAGGAGGUCCGCGUUUCCGUCACGGAAAAAUGUGCAAAGGAGUUUGCAGAGUUUUAAGACAUGACGAAGUGGAUAUAUCAGGGCUAAAACACGAGAAAUAAGGGGAUCUUUGCACUCUUCUAAAGACUUGGGAUGGAGCAGAGACCAUCAUCGUCCAGAUCUGCCACACGAGUCCCUUCAUUCCACGAACCCGGUUGAGGUUGCCAUGAUCCUUGGGUGCCGUUAACCCGUCACUGUCCAGUACACCUGCAUAUUAAGGCAGAAACGUCACUUUCUUGUUUCUUUCUUUUUUUUCUCUUUUCUUUUCUUUUCUUUUUUUUUUACCUGCCCACUUUUUUGACUUUAAAGCAGUUUUAGUCUUCGAUGUUGUGCUCCCCUUUAAAAAAAAAAAAGUAAUAUUUUUAAAUUUGAGGGAAAACCUGGGACGAUGGCCAAUAUUAGUCCACACUUUGUAACUGAUUUGUCUGUGGCAGUAUGACACACAGUGGUGUGUGUUGUAGGGCAUUGCCUCUAGUCGUUGACAAUGUAUAUUUAUGGUCUGUUACAUUUAUGGUCUGUUACAGGUCCACAAUAAAUUUGGCUUUUGUAAAGUUUAAGGCCAGCUUCCUGAAGUAGUAUUUGUCUUAUGUGCAUAUCUACCAGUUUUUGUAAGGCAUUUGAACACGUGUUGAGUGGUUAAAGCAUGACCCGAGAGGAAACACUGACUGAAGAGAGGUUCUUCCCUUUCUUUGCUUUCUUUCUUUUUCUUUUUUUGCCUUAGAGAGCCAAGUCCUCAGACCCCCACAGAACAUCUAUUCACCGUUGUGUUGGUAUUCUGAUCCAGUCACAACAAGCCAUCUGAGAAAGCGGCAGACCUUAUUACCCAUAGCAACAUGCGAACCUCGUCGUUUGUUUGUGCAUCCGGAUUUCUUGGUUUUAUGUAAAAUCGAUCAUUUGGUAUCUCGCGUUGUUGCCGUGUCCGACGUUGUGUUCACUUCAUCCCUGGGUUUCAGGUCUGCUUUAAAAAUGACCUUUUUGGUCAGUUUGUGGAGCGGCGUCGCUCCAGUAUAUGGGGGAAAGAGUGGAGUAAAUCCUUCUUGGGAUUUUUAUAGAGCGCGGCGUAAAGUCGACCAGGUCAAUUUGAAUAGUGUUGUGGCUUUCUGCCCCGGCGUUGUUAGCGAAACCUUAAAAGAAACGCACACUUUUUAACAGUAUAUUCAUGCGGAGAUGCUUUGAGGUCUUCGGAAAAGCGAUCACGAGACGAAUAAGUUCCACGUGUUCCCGUUUUUUCCCUGUUCUGAAGUUGUUUUUCCAUGUUUGUUUCAUUCUUGUCGGGGAAUGUAGACUUGCAGUUUAUAGGUAUGCAUAUUGGAAGGCUUGAUUUUUAAAGGACUGUUUCCUCCUCACAGUACACUGGCUAAAAACAAGACUGCUCCUUUCUAUCACAUGUAACCCAAUACUCAGUUCAUUACAUUAUACGUAUAUGCAUUGUUUCAUAUGUUUUUAUUUAUACACAUUAGAGAUGCUAAUAAAUUUUAUUUUUAAAAG